Molecule: messenger RNA, 1639 nt
Organism: Haplochromis burtoni (Burton's mouthbrooder)
Lineage: Eukaryota; Metazoa; Chordata; Actinopteri; Cichliformes; Cichlidae
Product: N-acetylglutamate synthase, mitochondrial
Exons: 3
Coding region: 187-522 (111 amino acids)
Biological process (GO): L-arginine biosynthetic process
Cellular component (GO): mitochondrial matrix
Molecular function (GO): L-glutamate N-acetyltransferase activity, acting on acetyl-CoA as donor; arginine binding
Source: RefSeq, a predicted model, not a curated record
UGUGUGUGUGUGUGGGUGUGUACGUGUAGGUAUAACUCUCUAGAUGGAAUUGAUGUGGAUUGUUUGCUGGUGCUCAUCAACAAGUCGUUUGAGAAAACUCUGAAGAAAUGCUACAUUGACUCUCUGAAAGGCCGACUCCACUCCAUCUACCUUUCUGAAGGGUACAGCGCAGCAGCUAUCAUCACCAUGGAGCCGGUGAACGGCGGCACUCCCUACCUCGACAAGUUUGUGGUGAGCAGCAGUAAGCAGGGCCAGGGCACCAGCCACAUCCUGUGGGAGUGUAUCAGACAGGACCUGGGUGAACUCUUCUGGAGGUCUAGAGCCACCAACAAAAUCAACCCCUGGUAUUUUAAGCAUUGUGAUGGCAGCUUUGUUAAUGGUAUGUGGACUGUGUUCUGGUUUGGCCUGACGGACAUCAGAGAUUCAUACGAGCUGGUGGAGUACGCCAAGAGCCUUCCUGAUUCAUUCCACAGUGCUCCCACCUCCUCCCAGCAGCCUCCUCCACCUGCUGCAGGAUCCUGACUCACCUGCUUCCCAGCAGUUCACUAUGUAGCUCAUCAACCUUGAAAAAUUGUGAACAUUAAAACUUUUAGGUCUAAGGGCCUGGAAUUUCAUUUUGUUCAACUCUGCACCAUCAAACACGGUGUUCUCAGUUUUUCUACACCUUGAAACCAGAACCUAAAGUUAUGUGAAGACUUUAUUAGUGCAGCUUUUCUCACUUACAGGGAAAUGUGUAUGUACGUGUAUCCAUUCAAAGCUGGGUCCACACCACACAUUGAGCAGCUCAUUGUUUCGCUUUCUCAUUUUGUGCUGCUCAUUGUAGUCCCCACCCAGUUCUGCAGUCACUGUCAGCUUGACCAUGUGAUGAUGAACUGAACGAACCAGGUUAUCAUCUGCUGUAAGUUCUGAUUAGAGUGGCUUUCCAGUUCACACCAGCUGCACUGCAAGAUGACCGGAAGAGGCAGCAAACUGGCCGGCUGAUAUGGGAAAUGUGAGACAGGAACAGCUGCAGCUCUUCCAAAGACAAGAGUGAGAGAAUCAUCCACUAGUAAAAUAAUCAUUUUUCUUGGACACAUAAAUAAAUAAAUAAAUUAAAAUGUGAAGUGAGUCACCAAAUACACUCGGGCAUCAGUUAACAUAGCAUGGUAGCCUGCUCAACUAAACUGUGUGGAAAACACCACAGUGUUUUAACAAAAUAUAAAGAAUCCUCUUUUUAAAAAGAAAUAUGGCCACAAUCUAAAUCAUUCUAGAGACAUGAAGCUCAGGUUUUCCACUUUACUAAGGCAUACGGACAUCUACACACAGGGGGCUACUUUACUUGAAACCAACCCCUGAUGUCCAGAGUGGACUCUGAAACACUGCCAGUGCUGUGUAGCUAACAAGUUCAGCACUUUUAAAAACUGCUGAUAUAUCUGACAGCACAGCAAUAAAGGCGGUGUUGAAGUUCAGACCAUUUGGCUCUCAUGCCAAAUGUAAUUUCUGGGGACCAACAUGAUUUUAUUAAUAAACACAUUCCUGUGAUCGAGUCAUCAAAUACAUAAAGAUGUCCAAAUGACUUUAGAGUACACAGUCAUAUGUAUGGGGACCACAUUUGGUGAUGAAUCUUAGUGCCCCAUGAAAAACACUAUCCAAUUAAUGA